Rhododendron vialii is the source of this 2076-nucleotide messenger RNA. RefSeq names its product polygalacturonase At1g48100-like. Lineage: Eukaryota; Viridiplantae; Streptophyta; Magnoliopsida; Ericales; Ericaceae. Gene Ontology annotation, molecular function: polygalacturonase activity. The transcript has 7 exons. The record is from RefSeq and is a predicted model, not a curated record. Bases 182 to 1774 code for a protein of 530 amino acids. Gene Ontology annotation, biological process: carbohydrate metabolic process.
GAAAGUGAAGAAUGAACAUAAAUUCCUAGCAGUGUAAAACAACCAUUUUUCAUCGCUUUACAGUCCCCAUGAGUUUUGUUGUGCUCUUCCUAUAUAAACAUAACCAUAAGAACUCCCUUUUGGCCACCAAGAAUCUCUCUCUCUCCCUCUCUCUCUCUCUCUCUCUCCAACAGCCUAAAACAUGAUUGCAUUUAGCUUGAGAAGCCUCACAUUUAUGCUCUUCAUAGCCUUCCUCAUUUGGUCAUCACAAAUAGACACUUGCAAUGCUAGAAGAGGGAAGCAUUGGAGGCAAAACAGAGGAGUCUCUACGUCUAUGUACAAGAAGAAAGCAAAGAAUCACCAUCAUGGCAAUGCCGGUAAAUCGAAACAUAAAAUGCCAUCACCGAAAGCACCACCACCACCAAAAGCACCAUCUCCUCCAUCCCCGCCACCGAACCCAGAUAUUCCGCCACCUCCGGCUCCGAAACCAGAUAUUCCGCCAUCCCCACCAAAGAAAGGGUCCAACACCGCGGCUUCCUCAGUCUUUAAUGUACAAGAUUUUGGUGCAAAGGGAGAUGGAACAAGUGAUGACACGAAGGCAUUUCAAGCAGCAUGGGCAGCUGCUUGUAAAGUAGAGGCAUCUACGAUUGUGGUCCCCCCAGAAUUCACAUUCCUUGUGGGACCCAUUUCUUUCUCUGGUCCUUAUUGCCAACCAAAUAUUGUCUUUCAGGUUGACGGCACAAUUAUCGCUCCAACGAGCUUUAAACCUUGGGGUUCAGGUCUCCUACAAUGGCUUGAAUUUACUAAACUAAAAGGAAUCGCGGUUCAAGGAACAGGGACCAUAGAUGGCAGAGGCUCAAUCUGGUGGCAGAAUUCCAUCUACGAUGACCCCUUAGACGGCGAAUCAAACCUAAUCAUCCCAUUAAACGACACGGUUCAAGAAAAACCCCCAAUUCCUAUGAGCAGUUCUCUAAUUGGGAAAAUGCCAAGCAUAAAGCCAACAGCAUUGAGAUUCUACGGGAGCUUCAAUGUGUCUGUCACGGGUGUAACAAUUCAAAACAGUCCCCAGUGCCACCUCAAGUUUGACAACUGCAUAGGAGUUUCCGUAGCCAAUAUAAACAUCUCAUCUCCCGGUGACAGCCCAAACACCGAUGGCAUCCACUUACAGAACUCCAGAGACGUGCUAAUCCGCAGUUCUAAUCUUGGUUGCGGAGAUGACUGUGUUUCUAUACAAACUGGAUGCACAAAUGUGUACAUACACAAUGUGAACUGUGGACCUGGACAUGGAAUCAGCAUUGGUGGGCUAGGAAAGGAUGCGAGUAGGGCAUGUGUCUCGAACAUUACGGUUCGUGAUAUCAAUAUGCAUAACACAAUGAAUGGUGUCAGGAUAAAGACGUGGCAGGGUGGGUCAGGGUCUGUGCAAGGUGUACUUUUCUCAAACAUUCAAGUUUCUGAAGUCCAACUCCCCAUUGUGAUUGACCAAUACUAUUGUGAUAAAAGCACAUGCAAGAACCAAUCAUCCGCUGUUGCUCUAUCAGGAAUCUCAUACGAAAAGAUAAGAGGAACUUACACGGUGAAACCUGUACACCUUGCCUGCAGUGACAACCUGCCAUGUGUCGAUGUCACGCUAGCUGACAUAGAGCUGAAACCACAACUAGAAAAGUACCAUAUGUAUGAUCCCUUCUGUUGGCAGACUUUUGGAGAGUUGAACACUCCCACUACACCUCCAAUAGAUUGUUUACAAGUUGGCAAGCCAUCAAGCAACCGGAUUCAAACUGAUCAUGAUUCAUGUUGAGCCCAGCUAAUGUAAAUUCCGGUGUAUUUGCUUGUGUGGUCGGCACUAUUUCCUGACCCCUUUCACACCUUUAGGAUCAGCAGUGGUUGUAUUAGCUAUUGUUCUCUAUGAGGGUUACAUUAGUUCCUGGUUUGUGUGAGAGUAAAUAUAGUUUGUAGCUAAGAGGUUGAUAGUAGGUCUAAUGAAUCCUUGUCUGCUAAGUAUAUCUCCAUCGUUAUAUAUGCAUACAUUCGUAUUUAGAAGAUGUGUGCUAAAAUAAUUGGCAAUUUUGAACACAUUAAUGAUUUGCAAAUUUCAGUACA